Zootermopsis nevadensis is the source of this 2424-nucleotide messenger RNA. RefSeq lists its product as uncharacterized. NCBI's taxonomy places the organism in Eukaryota, Metazoa, Arthropoda, Insecta, Blattodea, Termopsidae. The record is from RefSeq and is a predicted model, not a curated record.
CUCGAAUUUCAGGUGUGGAUGAAUUCACAUGUCCAAUUAUUAAAUUAAAAGCAAGUUGUGUGUGAAGCAAUGAUUCUGUAGCCUUCGGUAACAAAAACGAACAUGACAUCUCAGACAGACAAGCUGGGGAUGUCUCUAGAUGAGAUUAUAAAGUUUAAUAAGAGAAAGCCUGGUACAGGUCCUGGAAGUGUCAUAUCUAGAGGAACACAACAGUUACAAAGUAGACGUGGUGGUAAGGGCAACAAAAAUUACCAAAGUAACACAACCCCUGUUUCAUUGCGGGGCAGAUUUCAAGGACAAGGUAGAAGGUUUAAUCAGGUGUCUUACAGAAACCAGUUUUUGGCACAUAAAUUUGGCAGGUUUUAUGGACAGCACCCACUUAUGAAACGAAAUGGAGGUACAGGAAGUUCAGGCAGUAAAGUACAAAACUCGACAUACACUGGAAGUAUUCGUAGUUUUGGCAGCUUUCGAGGAAGGUCGCGCUAUCCUGGACAACGAUUGGCUCGUAACAGAAUUCGAUUGGCCACUCAAAUCCUCAAUACAAGACAACAGAACAGGCAGCAAGCUUUGCAGUAUUGGAAUUCUGGUUCUGUUCAAGGUGGAUAUAGGAUUAUAUCUAGAGGUUUGCGAGGACCUGAAAUGAGGCAGCAGAGAGGUUUUCAUGGCAGUCGAGACAUGGUGAACUCUUUACAUUCUGAUCAGAUCAUUCGUCUUCAGAAACAACAGACAGUGCAACGAAAAUUAAACAAGGCAAGAGUAUUGAAGUCUGGCCAGUUUAUGGACAAGAACUCUGUGACUGGAUCAUCUGACAAGCUGAUUGUUUGUAUAGCCAAUGACCUGGCAGCGAAACUUCAUGGCCGUAAGGAGCAUACCAACAUACGAAAAAAGUUUGGUGGAAAUAAUACUUUUAUGGGAGCUUCAUUUACUAGACGCAGCAAUAACAACAGCCAUCUUAGCCGUCAGAACAUAGCAGCUGCUGGUGGAGCUUCAAGUGUGGUUGAUAUGUCACGUGAAGGCUCUAUUGUAACAACAAUCAGUCGGUACAACAGUGCCUCAUCAGUUGGCCACAACCAACAGGCAGGAUCAGUAAUUAGAGGUGUCAAACAUAAUAGAGCUCCCACAGUUGAACGCUGUGUGCCUGUAACUAAAGUAAGAAGUGCUCUCAAUUUGCAGCUACAAAAAGAGAUUGCAGCCAUACAGGGGAAGACUUUCCAGCCAUCAACAAGUACUACGGAUUUUAUGCCUCAUGCUGUUGGUCUGUCUGGAUUUAAACCAGUUCCCUCCCUUACUGCUACCACAUUGAAUGAGCGCUUUAGUUUGGCACUAUGAAUUUUGAAUCUUGUGAUCUUCAAAAUAACUAUUUUUUUACAAAACUGAUGUUAUAUUUGAGCACUUUAUCAUAUGCUCCUCAUGUUCUAUCAUAUUGGAUAACAAAAUGGAGCAAUAUCUUUAUUUUUGUGUUUCACAUCUGACCAUCCAUAGUUAACACUUAAUUGUGGAUGCCAAAUUGGAAUACACAAUGUUUUAUUUGCCAUAUAUAAUACUUAAAAUUACUAAUGGCAUAACAUUCAAAUACAAUUCCUAUUUUAGAAAAUGAGUUGACAAAGAGAAUUGUUGAACAUCAGUUCAUUGUCAUCUCAUCAUUGCAGAUUUUUAAUUUAUAUGAAUCUCCAGAACAUUACUUGCAGUUGUAAUGAUGUUUAAUUGGCAGUGUUAUAUAUUUACAUUAUAUUUACUGUUCAAUCAAAUAUAUGUUAAACCCCCUGAAUGGCAGACUUCUUGUGAAGUCUUGAUCAUGUUUGUACUAUAUAGAGGAGGAUAUUUACAGAAAGGUUUGAUUUUCUGUAUUUAUUUUGUAUUUGUAAAUAAACUGACUUAACAGUAUUUCCAUCUUAAUAUUAUGACAGCUUUGAAGUGAAACUGUUUAAAUCAAAAUGUUUACCAUUUCUUAAAGUUCACAUGGCUCUACCUCUCGGGAAGAAAAUUAAUGUACAACUUUUUUAACAAGCCAUAACACUACAGACUUUUCCAUGAGAAAACUAUUUGUCUUUCAAAAUGGAAAAGAGUUAUUUAAAAACUUCUAUGUAGUGAAACUCUAAAAAUCAAAAAAUUGUAUUUAUGUUAAACCAGAGAGGUUAUAUGUAGAGAUUAUAGCCAAUGUAAAUAGAGUUAAUUGUACUUAUCAUUGGAACAGAAUAUGGUUAUUUUGUUUGUUAUAGGAAAGUUCUAACAAAACUUCUGUGCAUGAAUUGUGUAAAUCUCCAGAUUUUGUGCAUUUUAAAAAGUUGACACUAUGAAGACCAAAAUGGAUUCUUAAAUGUUCGAUACAUGUCACUGUCAACUGAUUGUUCAUAUGAGAUGUACAUUGAUGAAUGUGUUAAAAUAUUUUAAAAGUGCUGAAGAUUAACACUUUAUACCUAAAUA